AUGAGCGAAUACACGCUGGACGUGGACAAUCUGAUCCAACGGCUGCUUGAAGCUCACAAACUGCAGCAGCAGCAGGCACAAGAGUCGCGGAAAAAGGGCAAACUGAAAGACAUCUUCUCGCACGAUUUCAUGGUACGAGGAUGCCGUCCGGGAAAGUCGGUACCGAUGCCAGAGGAAGAAAUUCGUGCGUUGUGUUUAAAAUCUCGUGAAAUUUUCCUACAACAACCAAUACUCUUGGAACUGGAGGCUCCACUUAAAAUUUGCGGUGAUAUUCACGGACAGUAUACAGAUUUGUUGCGGUUGUUUGAAUAUGGUGGAUUUCCGCCAGAGGCAAACUAUCUAUUUCUCGGUGACUACGUGGACCGAGGCAAGCAAUCGCUGGAAACGAUUUGUCUUCUGUUAGCAUACAAAAUAAAAUACCCGGAAAACUUUUUCCUACUGCGCGGAAAUCACGAAUGUGCCAGUAUUAAUAGGAUAUAUGGGUUUUAUGAUGAAUGCAAACGACGAUACAAUGUGAAACUGUGGAAAACUUUUACGGAUUGUUUCAAUUGCCUGCCUAUUGCUGCCAUCAUUGAUGAGAAAAUAUUUUGCUGUCAUGGCGGCUUAAGUCCAGAUUUGAACCACAUGGAGCAGAUCAAGCGCAUUAUGCGACCCACAGACGUUCCCGACACGGGAUUACUAUGCGAUCUACUGUGGAGCGAUCCGGACAAGGACGUCAAAGGAUGGGGCGAAAAUGAUCGCGGUGUUAGCUUUACUUUCGGUGUGGAUAUUGUGGCAAAGUUUCUGCUUAUUCAUGAGCUGGAUCUCAUCUGCCGUGCGCAUCAGGUCGUUGAAGAUGGUUACGAGUUCUUCGCCCGCCGAUCGCUGGUGACUUUGUUCUCUGCUCCGAACUAUUGCGGCGAAUUCGACAAUGCGGGCGGCAUGAUGUCGGUGGACGCAAAUUUAAUGUGUUCGUUUCAGAUUUUGAAGCCCUCGGAAAAGAAGGCCAAAUAUCAGUACAGUGGAACGAACAAUCAACGACCGCAGACACCCCAGCGCAAUCAGAAUCCCACCAAUAAACGAAAAUAAUAAUUUCUCUCCAUUCUCAACCGCUACCUGACGCGACGCAGCAAGAAAAAGUCAUCAUUAGCCACCAGUUCGUCGGCGAACGCCGCCACCAAUACCACCAAUGCCUCGAACACUGCAGACGUCGAUGAAGACAGCAUGCUGACAGGUACUUCCGUGCCGUACGAUCUCGUAGCAAAUAAUUUAGUACACCGCCAGGACCAAGAUCGAGUACAUUCAGCAAGCGGCACCACAACAAUGUGUGUUUCAACGUCAGCAUCAGCUGGAUCGUCGUCAUCUUU
This is a messenger RNA of Anopheles nili, 1346 nucleotides long. It is a transcript of the gene flw, whose product is annotated as serine/threonine-protein phosphatase PP1-beta catalytic subunit. Gene Ontology annotation, cellular component: cytoplasm; nucleus. NCBI's taxonomy places the organism in Eukaryota, Metazoa, Arthropoda, Insecta, Diptera, Culicidae. The transcript is spliced from 7 exons. The record is from RefSeq and is a predicted model, not a curated record. Bases 1 to 1068 code for a protein of 355 amino acids. Gene Ontology annotation, molecular function: protein serine/threonine phosphatase activity.